This is a messenger RNA of Diaporthe batatas, 1326 nucleotides long. RefSeq lists its product as uncharacterized. The transcript is spliced from 4 exons. Gene Ontology annotation, cellular component: nucleus. NCBI's taxonomy places the organism in Eukaryota, Fungi, Ascomycota, Sordariomycetes, Diaporthales, Diaporthaceae. The coding region runs from base 1 to 1326 and encodes 441 amino acids. Gene Ontology annotation, molecular function: 23S rRNA (adenine(1618)-N(6))-methyltransferase activity. The record is from RefSeq and is a predicted model, not a curated record. Gene Ontology annotation, biological process: rRNA base methylation.
AUGGCUACCUCGAGCAGGGGCGACGAGUAUUAUCGCAGCCUCUAUGCACAAGAGCCCAACUUCCAGCGUCUGGCACUGCGGGACGCCGACUUCAAAGCCAUCCUCAGCCCGAGCCACCAGCUCGACUUCACCGACCCGGCUGCCGUCAAACAGCUCACCAAGACCCUCCUCAAGCUCCAUUUCGACACCAACAUCGACCUGCCCGACAACAGGCUCUGUCCUCCUGUCCCGAACCGGCACAACUACAUACUAUGGCUCAAGCGCCUGCUCGACUCCACCUCGUACGAUGAGCCCGGCGGCAGGCUCGUCGGCCUCGACAUCGGCACCGGCGCCUCCUGCAUCUACCCCUUGCUUGGCUGUGCCCAGCGGCCAUGGUCUUUCAUCGCCACAGAUGUCGACCCCGACAACUUGAAGCACGCAGAGAGGAAUGUGCAGCUCAACAACCUGCAGUCUCGCGUCCAGGUCCUGCCCCGGAGCCCCGCAGACCCCCUGGUGCCCCUGGACGAGCUCAACCUGGACAGGAUUGACUUUGCCAUGACCAACCCGCCCUUCUACGAGUCCGCCGACGAGAUGCUCAGGCUGGCCGGCAUCAAGGCGCGUCCGCCAAGUUCCGCAUGUACCGGCGCCCCCGUGGAGAUGGUCUGCACUGGCGGCGAGGUCGCGUUUGUCAGCCGCUUGCUGGAUGAGUCCCUGCGCCUCAAGGAAAGGGUCCAAUGGUACAGCUGCAUGUUCGGGAUGGUGUCCAGCCUGGAGACCAUGGUGCACAAGUUGAGGGAGCACCGCGUCGACAAUUACGCCGUCACCGAACUCGUCCAAGGCAGCAAGACGAGGCGAUGGGCUGUGGCCUGGAGCUUCGGGCCCAUGAGACCUGCCCAGGAUGCUUGCAGGGGCGUCAAGGCCACCCCCUGGAGAAAGGUACUGCCCAACAUCGUCGAGGUGGAGGUCUCGACCUUGCACACGACUGAAGAGGUCGGCAGGACGGCCGACAGGCUUUCCAAACUGGUGGCAUCACUGCAGCUUUUGUCUUGGGAGUGGGACCGGGAGAAGCUGAGCGGUGUUGGACGGGCCAGUGAGAACGUCUGGAGUAGGGCAUGGCGGAGGAAGAGGAAGCGCGACAAGGAGCGCGAGGCCUCACCAGCCGCUCAGGAUGCUGUGGAAAAGGCGCAGUGUGCCUUGGGCUUUUCCGUAUCAGUGAGUGUCCAAAAGACGACUGGUGCUGUCAUCUGCAGGUGGCGGGAAGGCCAUGAUGAGUCCAUCUUCACGAGCCUGUGUGGCUUCUUCAAGACACGACUUCAAACCCCCAGCACGAGUAAAACUACUGAAUGA